CAGGAUAAAAUCUCCCGGCAGAGCUCAGAGUCAGCAAUGGCUAAGCCCCAAGUGGUUGUGGCUCCUGUGUUAAUGUCUAAGCUGUCUGCCAACACCCCCGAAUUUUACCCACCAGGUUAUUCUGCUUAUACAGAAUCCUAUGAGGAUGGUUGUGAAGACUGUCCUACUCUGUCAGACUAUGUUCAGGAGUUUUUUUUUUAAUCAUCUUACAUAGCAACCUGCAGUUUUGAAACUGAAAUUGAACAGUUUGCAGAGAUCCUGAAUGACUGGGUUACAACAGAUGAUGCUUUGCAAGAACCUGUGGAACUCAUCUAUCAGCAAGCCACAUGUAUCCCAAAUUUCUCUUACAUGGGAGCUUGCCUGUGUAAUUACCUGGCCCAUCAUCUGACAAUUAGUCCACAGAGUAGCAACUUCCGCCAAUUGCUACUUCAAAGAUGCCGGACUGAAUAUGAAGUUUAAGAUCAAGCUGCAAAAGAGGAUGAAGUGACUUGGAAAUGGUUUCAUGUAUUUGUACUCUUUCUGGGAGGACUUUAUCUUAACCUGGAGAUCAGUGGAAGCAAUGGACAGGUUGCAAGAGCAGAUAUUCUUCAAGUUGGUCUGUGUGAAUUGCUGAACUCUCUCUUCUCUAAUCCAAUGGAUGAAAACUUAAUUUGUGCAGUAAAAUUACUAAAGUUGACAGGGUCAGUUCUGGAAGAUGCUUGGAAAGAAAAAUUAAAGACUGAUAUGGAAGAUAUUACUCAGAGAAUUGAAAAUGUCCUAGAUACAAACUACAGCAGAGAUGUAAAACAGAUGCUCUUGAAGCUUGUAGAACUCCAGUCAAGUAAUUGGGGUAGAGUCCAUGCAACUUUGGCAUACAGAGAAGCAACACCUGAAAAUGAUCCUAACUACUUUAUGAAUGAACCAACAUUUUAUACAUCUGAUGGUGUUCCUUUCACUGCAGCUGAUCCAGAUUACCAAGAGAAAUAUCAAGAGUCACUUGAAAUAGGAGUUUUUCCAGAUUAUGAAGAAAAUGGAAAAGAUUUAUCAAGGGCUGGUGAUCCAUACUUGGAUGAUAUUGAUGAUGAGAUGGACCCAGAGAUUGAAGCUUAUGAAAAAUUUUUUUUGGAAUCAGAGCAUAAGUCAAAACAGUAA
This is a messenger RNA of Fukomys damarensis (Damara mole-rat), 1131 nucleotides long. RefSeq names its product polyadenylate-binding protein-interacting protein 1-like. The transcript has a single exon. Lineage: Eukaryota; Metazoa; Chordata; Mammalia; Rodentia; Bathyergidae. Gene Ontology annotation, biological process: regulation of translational initiation. The record is from RefSeq and is a predicted model, not a curated record. Gene Ontology annotation, molecular function: protein binding; translation activator activity; RNA binding.